AUGACUUAUCUUGUGUCUUUAUUUCUUUUAGGGCUGGUUUUAGGGCUUGUAGCUGUUGCAUCUAACCCUGCACCAUACUUUGCUGCUUUAGGGUUGGUUGUAGCAGCAGGUGUGGGUUGUGGUGUUUUGGUGGGUCACGGGGGGUCUUUCUUAUCUUUGGUAUUAUUUUUGAUUUACUUGGGGGGGAUGCUUGUGGUAUUUGCUUACUCAGCGGCUUUAGCUGCUGAGCCUUUUCCUGAGUCUUGAGGGGAUCGUUCAGUUUUAGGGUAUGUGGUAGUGUACACGGUGGGGGUGGUGUUGGUGGCGGGCUUAUUCUGGGGUGGGUGGUAUGAGACCUCGUGGGUGGCGGUGGAUGAGUUUAAGGAGUUUUCCGUGUUGCGUGGGGAUACGAGUGGAGUUGCGUUGAUAUAUUCUCAUGGAGGGGGGAUAUUGAUUGCGUGUGCGUGGGUGCUUCUAUUGACACUUUUUGUGGUGUUAGAAUUGACACGGGGUUUGGGUCGUGGGGCGCUUCGAGCAGUUUAG
Messenger RNA from Oncorhynchus nerka (sockeye salmon), 522 nucleotides. Lineage: Eukaryota; Metazoa; Chordata; Actinopteri; Salmoniformes; Salmonidae. The record is from the annotation of a RefSeq genome assembly.